AUGCCGUCCAAUACUCGUGCUUUUGCUUGGAGCUCAUUGCUUUCUGUAGCCCUUGCUCAAACAGCAACUCUCCAGUUUUUCAAUGAAGAUACUGUCUGUGCAUCGGGGCUCUUUGCUGAAUGCAUGAAUCUCCCUCCCGGUGAAUGCUGCUUCAUAGGAAGCCUCGCUACCUGCGCGAAUUGGCAAGCAGACAAUGGUGCGGACGGUAUCGCGAGUUGGUUUUUGGCCAAUAAUGAAAACCAAUGCGGCAUCAUUAUUGUAUCGGCGGCCAACAAUGUAUGUGUUUGCCCAGAUGGCGAUCCUAUUAUAUCCGCCGGCAACUGGGCUGUGGUAGAGGGGGCGAUUGAUGAGAAUGAAGACUGUAACCCGGUUGGCCCUGACGUGUUUGGGUGGAAGGAGGAGAAUGGAGCAACAUGGCGGUUGCAUCAGAAGGACAAUACUGCCGUCUUUGACCAAGUUGCCGAGGCUAUCGCCAACAACUCUACCGACCAACACAUUGGUGACUUGAUCAAGGAGCAUGGAGUGAAGAACUGA
Trichoderma atroviride IMI 206040 is the source of this 534-nucleotide messenger RNA. RefSeq lists its product as uncharacterized. NCBI's taxonomy places the organism in Eukaryota, Fungi, Ascomycota, Sordariomycetes, Hypocreales, Hypocreaceae. The record is from RefSeq and is a predicted model, not a curated record.